Paramormyrops kingsleyae is the source of this 2731-nucleotide messenger RNA. The record is from RefSeq and is a predicted model, not a curated record. Lineage: Eukaryota; Metazoa; Chordata; Actinopteri; Osteoglossiformes; Mormyridae.
AAGCAUCAAAGUUCUGCUUCAGAACGCACUGUAUCGUUUUUUUUGACACACGCCUCGGAGCUUUGGUGUCAAGCUUAACAUCACUACUGAAAGCAGUACAUUUUAUGUAGCAUAUCAUUGCAAAACUCGCAAUUGUUCUGAACGUUGAUAAGAUUAUUAAAUGGUGUAUGAGGGAAAAAACGAUAGGUUUUUGUCUCAAUAUUUGAUAUGUAGCUCGUCAGCUACCUGCUGUUUCAGCAAGGGAUUAUAAAAAGUUCAUUUUGCUUCGUUUUGGCGUCGGAAGAACGAAAAAUACGGCACAAAAACAAAAAAAAGUAACUUUCUUAUAACAGAACAGGCCGGUGGCUUGCGGCUUAAUAUAAGUAAAUACAUAUGCAGUGAUUUUCUGUCGUUAAGUCCAGUAAAUUCGGUGGUUUAAGCCGGGGCGACGUUUUGUCUGAGAUCAGCUUCUUAAUCGCUUUUUAUACGAAGUGCGAUUUCUGUAAUAACCGUGAAGCAGCAAACGUCGGUAACAGGUGGGUAUAAAAAUUAGCACGGGCUAUACACACAGAUAUAUAUAUAUAUAUAUAUAGAUAUAGAUAGAUGUAUAUGGAUAGUGAGUGUGUGUAUACAUGCACUCUAAGGUUCUUAGCAGUACCGAAUACUGAGACUAAAACGAUAAGAAAGGGAUCUAAUUAAUCAAAAUUAAAACGAAAAUAAAAGCGCGAGACACGAAAUCUAAACUGAAAAACACAAAAACUAACAAAUAAGAUGAAAUGAGUAGAAACGAAAAAUCGCGGUUUCUCCAACUCCUAUUUUUGAGUUUGAAAGCCGGCGUUCACCCUACCCUUACCAGUCCUCCCUCCUCUAAAUAAUUAACAUUCAAAGUAGCCAAUACGAUGAUAAAAAUUAACAAAAAGACGAAUUUAAACCACGCUUCAGAGAAGAUCAGACCGAAGGUGUGCGGGACGAGAAGGAGAAAGCGCAGCCUGACCGCUGUGGGAACGAGUCUCAGACAUGGGCUGAUCCUUCCUCACUCCUGCUCUGUGGACACUCAGCUUACCGCGGUGACAGGGACCAUGUCCAGACGGCAGCCAUCCCCCUUGCUGUCUGUGCAGCCCUGCAGGGGUCUCUGGGAUGAGAAGCUCUGCAUCACUGUGCAGAAAUUACCUCCAGGACAGGAGGUGACCCUGCACAGCCUGCUCCACUCCGAGGAUGGGGACUUCUGGGAGGCUUUUGGCCACUAUGUCAGCGAUGCCACUGGAGCAGUCCGAGUUGCCGAGGAUGCCAGCGUGGGAGGAUCGUACACGGGUGUGGAGCCUAUGGGGUUAUUGUGGGGUCUGAGCCCAGCAGCAGGGAGCAGACCUGGUCUCAGGCUCAGGAAGAAGGACGUCUGCUCCCCAAGUACGAUCCACAUUUCCGUGUACGAAGGUCAUGUUGUCCAGGGUUUCAAAGAGAGGAAAGCCCUGGCCCUGGUCGAUGCCGAACGCUGGUACCUGGCUCCUGGCGUCCAAAGGAUCGAGGUCAAUGAGCAUGGAAUCACUGGGACCCUGUUUUUACCAGCUGGUUUCGGACCCUUCCCUGCCAUCCUGGACCUGUGGGGAGGGGGAGGUGGUUUGGUGGAAUACCGCUCGGCCCUUUUGGCGGCUCAUGGAUAUGCCGCGCUGGCACUGCAGUACCUAUCACAGAAGGAAAUGCCAAGCGUGGGCAAUGAAUACUUUGAGGCUGCGUUCACCUUUCUGCAGAACCACCCCCGGGUGUGUGGGAACAAGGUGGCGCUGUUUGGGCUUUCCUUUGGCACCUCCGUGUCCCUGGGGCUGGCUGCCUACUCCACAGUCAUCCAGCCCAGGUGCCUGGUCUGUGUCAGCGGCAGCCAUGUCCAGCCCGUCGGGGGGUCCCUGGCUGACAUCUUUAUACAGUUUGGAAAAAAUGCCCACAAGACCCGGUACGACGACCAGCAGCGAGUGAUUUGGCGUGACCUCCUCCUGCCCAUUCCAACAGACCCCAGCCAGAAAGUCGACGUCGGGCGGAUUCGGUGUCCUGUGCUGCUCAUCGUGGGAGAAGAUGAUCAGAACUGGCCAGCAUCCGAAUCCGCAGAGGAUAUGGAGAGAAUGAUGGAGGAGGCCGGGAAGAGCCAUCUGUUCACCAAGCUCUCCUACCCGGGGGCGGGGCACCUAAUCGAGCCACCCUAUGGCCCCCAUGUACGAGCGAGCAACUUCAUCACUCUGGGAACCAAAGCUAUGCUGCUUUGGGGUGGGCAGGCUCAGCCCCACUCUCACGCCCAGGAAGACUCCUGGCAGAAGACCCUGGCCUUCCUGGAGAGGCACCUGUAUGGCGUAGGGGUGACGGCGGGUCUCUGAGGGCCGCAAGGUGUGGAGGGAGCCGACGGAGAAGAUGCAGCCGGAGAUGGCAACAUUUCUCAUCACGAUUCAGCCACUGCUUCAGUAUCUUCAGUUCAGCCUUGGCUGCACUAUGGACUCAUUGCUAAGUAGUAACUGAAUGUAAAGGUUCCCAUGAUGAUUAUAAAGACAGCAGUCGUAUUUCAUUAUUCAGAUACCCCACAGUCACUGAUUGUCAAUCAGAACAAUGUAAGAGAGCAAUAAUUCAAAUUCCGUUAAAGUCUCAAUUAUCUACUGACUUUAUUUUUAAGUGUGGCUUAUAAAAUGUAUGCCACAGAUGGCAGUAGGCAGGUGAAUUUUGAGCUGUCAUCAGAGAUUUCAAGUUCUCGAAUAAACCUGUAUCUAACAGCUAA